Molecule: messenger RNA, 918 nt
Organism: Eremothecium gossypii ATCC 10895
Lineage: Eukaryota; Fungi; Ascomycota; Saccharomycetes; Saccharomycetales; Saccharomycetaceae
Product: AFR487Cp
Exons: 1
Coding region: 1-918 (305 amino acids)
Source: RefSeq, marked provisional
AUGCUGCCGACACAGUCUGAGGCCGAGCGGCAGGCGCGGCGACGCGCGAAGUUCUCGGACGCGGCGCGCACGGCUAUUCUGGGCGACGUGCUGGCGGACCGUGGGCUGCUGAGCCGCGCCGGGAGCGCGACGGCCGCGCUCGACGCGCUGCGCACGGACGCCGGCGCCCGCGCGCGGCUGCUGGACGAGGUCCGCGCGCUGCACUCGCAGGACCCGACCGCUGAGCUCGUGGGUCACGGGCUGCGCAAGCUGCGCGAAGUGCUGGUCAGCGUGCGCGCGAGCGCCGGCGACGCGCGUGCGCGCGAACUCGCGCAGGAGACUUUUGAGCUCUCCGUGCAGUACUACGUGGAUACCGAGAACUGGCCCUACGCCGCGUCGUGCCUCGAGUACCUGGCGGGCGCCGCAGCCGGCGACCGCGCCGCGCAGCACGUCUCGUGUCUGGCGCUGUACCGUGCGCUCAUGGACCGCGAUCCCGCCGCCGCGCUGGACCUGAUCCGCGCGCACUGCGCUGCGCGCCCGCACCUUUUUGCCGCCUGUAUCGAUGCCAUCGCGCUGUCGGGCCAGCCCGUGCUGUGGUACGCCGCGGCCGCGCGGCUGCCCGCGCCCGUGCGCGCGUUCGUGCUGCGACUGCCCGCCGCGCAGCGCCUGCAGGAGGACGCGCUGCUCGUCCUGGGCCGUGCGUACAACCAGCUGCCGCUUGAGUUUGUCGAGCGCGCGUGCUUCUGCGAGCUUGGCUGCCGGCUGCAGGAGGAGCUGGCCCGCCGUUGGGCCAUCGCCACGGGCCCAGCGGGGCAGAAGACGGUCUACUUUAAAAGGCGCCGCGAGCUGGGCGCAGACAGGGCCCAGGGAGGGCCACCCGAGCGCGCCAGCCUGCCAGGCAGCGCUGGCGCGGUCUCGGGCCCACGACGUGGAUCGUGA